UCCUAACCUCACUCCCUUUUCCCACUUUCUCUAUUCUUACAACAGUUAACCUUUCCUCUCUCUAUUCUCCGGCGACGUUAUGGCGGCAACAGAAUCCGAUCUCGACGAGUUUCUCAAUCUCGAUUACGAACCUCGGUGUCCGAGUCUUGCCGAUACGGAGGCGUUGAUGACCGCCGCUUUCCAAACUCUUUUACCGGAUGUGGUAACUUCAUUUUCAACUUGUGGUGGAGUUACAGAUUCUCAAAACCCCACUCCCAAACAUUCCACCAUCACUGCAACUAUUGAUUCUCAAUCAUCCCUUUAUGGCACUGUUGGAAGCCCAGUUUCAGCCAAUAAACCAACCAGCAGAGAGACUCAUACCAAAGGAACAACAAGUGGUUCCUCUGAUCCUUCUGAUGAAGAUGAUGAACUAGGCCCUUGUGAACAAAGCACUAAUCCACUCGAUAUCAAACGCCUUCGAAGAAAGGUCUCCAAUCGCGAGUCGGCCAGACGAUCGAGGCGCAGAAAACAAGCUCAUUUGUCUGAACUCGAGUCUCAGGUUGAAAAACUGAAACUGGAAAAUGCAACCCUAUACAAACAGUUUACAAAUACUAGCCAACAAUUUCAUGAGGCUGAUACAAAUAACAGAGUGCUAAAAUCAGAUGUAGAAGCUUUAAGAGCUAAGGUGAAGUUAGCUGAGGAUAUGGUCACUAGAAGCUCUUUCACCACAUCAUUAAACAAUCAGUUUUUUCAGAAUCAAUGUCAAAUAAGCACACUGCCGCAACUCAAUGUGACAUCUUUGCGCCGUGCGCCACAUGUUUCACCAACCAUAAAUGUCCAGCAGGGAAAUGGUGCCUCCUACGGUGGUGUCACAGUUGGUGAACAUAAUACAAAUCUUCUGGGAAACUUGGACAUGAGUAACUACAACGACUACAUUGACAAUGGAGUCUUGAGCAAUUCUAUGAGUUGCGUAACUACUACCUGGCCCUAAGAAUUUUUCUUGAUCACUAGAUCAACUCUAUAUUAUCUCUGUAUUUGAUUAGUAUAGUAAGUUGAUGCCUUACUCAGGUAAUGGUAAUUAUGCUCCCUUCUAUGUCUAUUUAUAAGAAAACGUUAACUUUUUGAUAACCAAUAUAUCUGAUCGUCCAGAUACAUUAGUUAUUCAAUAUAGAUAAAAAGUAGAUUUUUUUUUCUUAUAGAUAAGACGACAGGGAGUAUAUAUUCAAAAAUAGUGUGUUUACAUUUUGUAUUACGUUUUGUAUAAAAAGGACUUAUUGAUUA
Molecule: messenger RNA, 1260 nt
Organism: Vicia villosa (hairy vetch)
Lineage: Eukaryota; Viridiplantae; Streptophyta; Magnoliopsida; Fabales; Fabaceae
Product: bZIP transcription factor RISBZ4-like
Exons: 6
Coding region: 80-970 (296 amino acids)
Biological process (GO): regulation of DNA-templated transcription
Molecular function (GO): DNA-binding transcription factor activity
Source: RefSeq, a predicted model, not a curated record